Messenger RNA from Apodemus sylvaticus (European woodmouse), 5491 nucleotides. RefSeq names its product AT-rich interaction domain 3A (gene Arid3a). Gene Ontology annotation, molecular function: DNA binding. Bases 615 to 2429 code for a protein of 604 amino acids. Lineage: Eukaryota; Metazoa; Chordata; Mammalia; Rodentia; Muridae. The transcript is spliced from 10 exons. Gene Ontology annotation, biological process: regulation of transcription by RNA polymerase II. Gene Ontology annotation, cellular component: nucleus. The record is from RefSeq and is a predicted model, not a curated record.
CCUCUCCCGGGUUUUUAAACCCAUUUCCGCGACGGGGAGCCCCAGGCUGGGAAGGUUUGGGUAGCACAGUGGGCGGAGGUUCCAGCUCCAGGCUUGGCUUAUCCAUCCCGCGUUCCGGGUGAAACCAGGAAACGGCCGGGGCCCAGGGGCCGCGACCUGAAGUUUUCCGUCCACUCUUUGGCGGCUCUCCAGCUCUCCUCCUCCUCCUCCUCCUACCGUGGACGUCCUCAGAUUGAGUUGGAGAAGGGGGACCCCGGUGUGGUGUCCUGGGAAAGCUUGGAAAGGGGUACCCUGGGGAGACACCCACCACCUCCUCCUGCGUCCCCAGGGCUGCUGAAUCACCGGCGAGGAGUCUGCAGGUGCUUGAAUGAGCCCGCCGACACCAGCCUCUGCCCCCGGGUGCCCGACGUAACAACAAGGAUCCCACGGGUGGCUCCUGGCAUGCCCCACCAGCCUUCAGCCUGAGUCGGCAGCCCCCGUCUCUGCCAGCCGCCACCCUGCACUGUCCCAGCUCCCCCGAGGUCCCCACGCUGCAGUGCGGCCAAGACCCCUCCCCGCAGGGGCCACCCCCACCCACCGCCCCUGGUGCCCGGGGUGGCCCAGUCCGCAGGGCCAUGAAGCUGCAGGCCGUGAUGGAGACUCUCAUUCAGAGGCAGCAGCGUGCCCGGCAGGAACUGGAGGCUCGACAGCCUCCACCGCCCCCACCACCGGAGCCCACGGGUGUCCGUACUCGGGCCAACGUGCCGGACGAGGACAGGGAGCCCGAGAACACCCGGAUGCAUCGGGCGCAGAUGGCCGCACUGGCUGCUAUGCGAGCCGCUGCCGCCGGCUUGGGACAUCCGUCCUCCCCCCGCGACGCCGAGGACGGGCCUCCCGCCCUGGAUCAGGAAGACACAGCCCAGGAAGGGACUCUGAGUUCACCUGCCCUGCGUGGAAGUGGUCUGGAGGGACACACGGAGGGAGACGGGCAUUUGAUGGACGUGGGCUCUGAUGACGAUGACACGAAGCCCAAGUGGGAAGAACUGGAAGAACUGGGGGAGGAGGAAGAGGAGGAGGAGGAGGAGGAGGAAGAUGAAGAUGACUUUGAGGAAGAGGAGGAGGAAGAAGAAGAAGGCCUGGGUCCCCCAGAGUCUGCCAACCUGGGCGCUGCAGGCCUGUUCGCCCGCAAGGCCCCGCCCACUCAGGCUUUCCGUGGAGAUGGUGGCCCCAGGAUACUGAGUGGCCCUGAGCGCCUGGGACCCAGCCUGGCCCACCCCAGUCACGUGGCAUCCCAGAUGCCACCGCCAGACCACGGGGACUGGACAUUCGAGGAGCAGUUCAAACAGCUCUAUGAACUGGACGCGGACCCCAAGAGGAAAGAGUUCCUGGACGACCUGUUCAGCUUCAUGCAGAAGCGGGGCACUCCAGUGAACCGGGUUCCCAUCAUGGCCAAGCAGGUUCUCGACCUGUUCAUGCUGUACGUGCUGGUGACCGAGAAGGGCGGCCUGGUAGAGGUCAUCAACAAGAAGCUGUGGCGGGAGAUCACGAAGGGACUCAACCUGCCCACCUCCAUAACCAGCGCGGCCUUCACGCUGCGGACACAGUACAUGAAGUAUCUCUACCCCUAUGAGUGUGAGCGGCGAGGCCUGAGCAGCCCCAACGAGCUCCAGGCGGCCAUAGACAGCAAUCGCCGGGAGGGCAGGCGCCAGAGUUUCGGGGGCUCGCUUUUUGCUUACUCGCCCAGUGGCGCCCACAGCAUGCUGUCCUCACCCAAACUCCCGGUGACUUCCUUGAGCCUUGCCGCCAGCACCAAUGGCAGCUCCAUCACCCCAGCGCCCAAGAUCAAGAAAGAGGAAGACUCGGCUAUCCCCAUCACUGUCCCAGGCCGCCUCCCCGUGUCUCUGGCAGGCCACCCUGUCGUAGCAGCCCAGGCCGCAGCCGUGCAAGCUGCCGCAGCGCAGGCCGCAGUCGCGGCCCAGGCCGCCGCCCUGGAGCAGCUCCGGGAGAAGCUGGAAUCCACGGAGCCUCCGGAAAAGAAGAUGGCCCUGGCCGCGGAGGAGCAGCAGCGCCUCAUGCAGCGCGCCGUGCAGCAGAGCUUCCUGGCCAUGACGGCCCAGCUCCCCAUGAACAUCCGGAUCAACAGCCAGGCCUCUGAAAGCCGCCAGGAUUCCGCCGUGAAUCUCACCUGUGCCAACGGCAGCAACAGUAUUAGCAUGUCAGUGGAGAUGAACGGCAUUGUGUACACAGGGGUGCUGUUCGCGCAGCCGCCACCUCCCACACCGCCUUCUGCGCCCAGCAAAGGUGGCAUCAGCGGCGUCGGUCCCAGCAACACCAUGGGUAGCCGGACAGGAGCCGGCAGCGGCAGCACUGGCGGAGGCGGUGGCCAGGUGGGGCUGGCGGGGGUGUCUCCGCCCACCGUGUCUUCUACCUCAAAUAACUCCUUGCCUUAAAGGAAACCAAGUUGCAUGGCUGCCCACCUGUCGCAGAGACCACACGGCCACACAGGGGGACCUGGGACGUCAGAAGAAUCCCAGUGGGCCGCGGGCAGAUUCCCAAGGAGCCACACUGACGCCAAAAAGGAGAGAGAGAGAGAAAAAUAUAUAUAUAAAUAUAUACAUAUAUAGAAAGAUAGAUAGAUGGAGAAACAGAUUUAAUAAAUCAGGGCAAAGCAAAGAACACUUGAAUCUCUCAGGUUUCAGAGACUCCGAGAAAUGGAUUUGACCAACCUCAAAGCUGAAGGAGGCCACCUUUCCAGAGGCUUCCAUGGGGCACGGCUUGACCAGCCCCGUCCAGGCACGUCUAUUUACCUCAUGAAUCCCGGCACUGUGUGUUCACAUUUUUUUGUUUUGUUUUGUUUUUGUUUUUGUUUUUCUCUCUCUCUUUCUCUUUCUCUCUCUCUCUCUCUUUCCUUGGUUUUUAACCAUGGUUCCUUUUGGGACCAACCUUGGAAGCUAUGAAUUUUUCUUUUCUUCUUAAAAACAAGAUCUCCGCAUUCAGGACGCAUUUUUUUUUUAACAAAAAAAAAAGGUUUUGGGGUUUCUGAUUUUGUAAAUAUUCUAUUUUAUUCUUGAGGGCAGGGAUUGGAUCUUAGGAAGAAUCUAUCUGUAUAUCUAUAUAUUUUGUGUUUAUUCAGGGAAACAAGACUUUUAAAAAAAUUUAAGCAAAACACCAGCCAUGGCCGGUCCCCACCCGUCACCCCAGACCCCCUGCGUGUCCUGCGGUGACCCCGGCUCAGCUAGGAGAUGCUGGCUCUCAGCAGUUUCCUCAGUUCUGUCAGACUGGCCCUGCCCAGUAGCUCCAUCAUUGGAGAACCUGGAUUGCUUACCCAGGACACAGAACGUUCUAGAGAUGGGUGGGGGAGCCACAGAAGGCAGUGGCCUCGUGAGUCUCAGGGACAGAGGUGUCAGAUCCUCGUUGCCCGGAUGGGUCGCUUUCGAGAGGCAGAGGCAACCAACAGGCCUAGCUCAGGCAAGGAUCUGGGCUUGAGUCGCGGCCUCCUGCGUCCUGCCUCCCUCCUCGCCUUUCAGUCCCCUUGCUGGGACAGCAUCUGACGGUGGCAGUAGUCAACCGGGAAAGACCCAGCUAUCUCUCCCAUAGUCCAGCCAAACUGGACACAGUGGCACAUGCCUGUCAUCCCAGCUCUUGGGAUGAGGCAGGGGGAUGGAGAGAGUUCAGGGUCAUCUUUGGCUACAUAGGGAGGCUGUGGCUGGCCUGAGCCACUUGAAACCCCAUCUCCAGCGAAGUGGGGCAAGGCCAGGGCAGUGGCGUAUACCUGUAAUCCCAGCGCUCUCUGAGUGGCCAGCCUGUCUUACCGUUAGUUCCAAGCUACCCAGGGCUACACAGUGAGACCCUGUCAAAAACAAAAAACAAAAACAACAAAAAAAAACCACUUUGAUUUCGUUUUGGCUGGAGCCACAUACGCCCUCUCUGCUGGACCGAGGAGCCCGGCCUGGCCCCGGCCUGGUCUCCACUCCUCCAUGGGCAGUGCUGGGCUCUCUGGGAGCAAGCUGGGAGCUGGGGCCCGCUUGUUCCUCAGCCCAGCGGUCGUGAACACUGAGUCCAUGCUGUGGGGACCAGACCCUCUUUUUCCUCCGUCUCAGGUUGUCAACACCCCUUCCGUCCUUCCAGGAGUGGUGCUGCCUAUUUGGAGGGGAGGGGGAUCUCAACGUUUCCUUCUGGAAGCUUCUGCCUGCCCCAUUUUGGGGCCUCUGUCUUAGCCGCACAAUCAUUCCUGGUCACGGGUGUCGAGGGGGUCCUUGUCCCUUCCGACGACCCUGUCCAAAGUCUGCUUCCAUGGGUAACUGACUCAGGGAUAUAACAGCCAGCCUCCGUGUCCCUAGUGGGGUCCGUCUGAGGGGGUCGCCUUGGUGGGCACGCCCAAGGCAAGUUUCUUUCUACCUCAGGUCUUUUGAUGCCAAAAAGAAAAAUGUACCCAGGUCACCCACUUGUCCGGUCACCUUCUCAAUGCUCACGGUGGGCACUCGGUGUCCUGUGUCCACUUGUAUCUUGGGCUCUGUGUGGCCGGAAAGCGCCAGAUCCUAACUCAGGGGACCACGCCCACGAUCGUGGUGGGGGAUGCCCUCUGCUGGACAUCCUCAGCAGCCCUCCAAGGUCCUGUCUGUGCCUCAGUUACCCCGUCAGGCCUUGGUAUGGGGUCAGUUGUCAGCCAUGCAGACUGGAGUGGGGACAGAGCUGGGGUUGUCACUGUCCACCUCGUACCUUAGGGCUUGGCGUGGGACAGGUGAGACACCCAAACUCAGGGCAAAGGGUGGAAGGGCAGGCACAGGCUGCUUCUAGAACCUUCCUGGUCGCCCUUAUGCUGGCCACCAGGCCGUCUGUCUGUCUGUCUGUCUGGUUGCAGUGGGUGGGUAGGGAUGGGGCUUGGGAACAGCUGAGUUUAUGUUUUCUGAGGGUUAUAUAUCUGUACAGUCUGUUGGGUUUUUUUUUUUUCUUUUCAUUUUAAUCAUUUUUACAUACUUUGUUUUUUCCCCACCCCCACAUGAUUUUGGCUUGUGUGGAUUUUAUUUUUCCUUCUGAGCAACUGUGAGCUGAGCUGUUUUGUUAGGAUCAUGGGAACUUUUCAGUUUCUCAGGGGUGGGUGGGAGGGGCUCAUCCGACAGCCUGGGAAUCGCACACAAACUCAGGUAAAAUGAAAAAAAAUAAAUAAGUGGAUUUUAAAACAUUUAAAUUAAAAAAAUAAAAAGGAAAAAAAAAAGAAACAAAAAAACUGUUUUCUACCUCUGAUCAGGCCUUUGUGGUCAGUUCCCGCCCAGGCUGCGGCCUGUGGCCUACAAUGGUCACAGCUGUGCGGAAUAUUCAGGCAAAUUCAGCUGUUAACAGGAAAACUCAGACAACAAUGGGGGAAAAGAUGUGAUUUUUGAAAUUAAAAAAAACAAAACAAAACUGAAAGUUUACAUUUUAUGACCUUAUUGUGGAUUGUAUUUAAACCUCAGAAAUAUUUAACGGGAUUGUAACCCUGGAAAUGAGUGAGAUUAAAGAGUUGAGACACUUC